Messenger RNA from Nannizzia gypsea CBS 118893, 324 nucleotides. RefSeq lists its product as hypothetical. The record is from RefSeq and is a predicted model, not a curated record. Bases 1 to 324 code for a protein of 107 amino acids. The transcript has a single exon. Lineage: Eukaryota; Fungi; Ascomycota; Eurotiomycetes; Onygenales; Arthrodermataceae.
AUGGCGUGCAUUGUGAAGUAUCACUCCAGAGACGAUCCCCAAGACACCUCCAUCCGGCUGAAGACUCCACACAUCCGUCUUGUCCAUCGCAACGGGCAAACAUUGGCUGAGUAUCCAUCCUCGUAUGUAGGCGCCCGAUGCUGUCGAUACUUGGAUGUUUGUUCUGAUGUCGUUGAAGUUGAAGUUGACGAAGUCGCGAAGUCGUUGGUUAUUCUGCCAAGCGCGGCUGCUCCACCACCUUUGGCCUCCUUGUUUCAUCGUCAACGUCAAAAAUCAAAAAAUGUCAACUUUAUGCAAAUUCGACGCCGUGAAGAACGCAAAUGA